GCUAAAGAGGAAAUGAUGGACAAUAGAAGCUACUCCAAUCUGCCAGACAAACUGCCUGUCUCCUCUGAUUCCACCCACUUGCCACUGACCAGGUCCUUCUAUCGGGACCCCAUGAUCAUGUUCCACCUGUACCCUGAGGGCCCGGUGCCAUCUCCUUACUCUGAAGACCUGCCAUUGCUGCCUUUUUCCAGUGACUCUCUGAUCAUGGAAGAUUGGGAACCCUGCGCCUUCUCCUUCCCAAUGCCUUAUCCAAAUUACAGAAGGUGUGAAGACUCCUACAGGCCAGCCUUUAUCCAGAAAAGGAAUGAGCGGGAAAGGCAGCGGGUGAAAUGUGUCAAUGAGGGCUAUGCCCAGCUCCGACAUCAUCUGCCAGAGGAGUACGUGGAGAAACGACUCAGCAAAGUGGAAACCCUCAGAGCCGCAACCAAGUACAUUAAUUACCUGCAGUCCCUGCUGUACCCUGAUGAGGCUGAGGCCAAGAAUAGCCCCAGGAAAGAUCCCUCCAUGAUGGCAGCCACCAACCGCCACACUGACCCCAUUUUCAGAAUCAUUUGAUUCCGUGUUUCUAAAUAGAAACAAAUAAUCUCACAAAA
Molecule: messenger RNA, 593 nt
Organism: Delphinapterus leucas (beluga whale)
Lineage: Eukaryota; Metazoa; Chordata; Mammalia; Artiodactyla; Monodontidae
Gene: ASCL3
Product: achaete-scute family bHLH transcription factor 3
Biological process (GO): developmental process; regulation of transcription by RNA polymerase II
Molecular function (GO): RNA polymerase II transcription regulatory region sequence-specific DNA binding; DNA-binding transcription factor activity, RNA polymerase II-specific; protein dimerization activity
Source: RefSeq, a predicted model, not a curated record